Molecule: messenger RNA, 699 nt
Organism: Plasmodium falciparum 3D7
Lineage: Eukaryota; Apicomplexa; Aconoidasida; Haemosporida; Plasmodiidae
Gene: UCHL3
Product: ubiquitin carboxyl-terminal hydrolase isozyme L3
Source: RefSeq, a predicted model, not a curated record
AUGGCAAAGAAUGAUAUUUGGACACCUUUAGAGUCCAAUCCCGAUUCUUUAUAUUUAUAUUCUUGUAAACUUGGACAGUCAAAAUUAAAAUUUGUGGACAUCUAUGGUUUUAAUAAUGAUUUAUUGGAUAUGAUUCCACAACCUGUUCAAGCGGUUAUAUUUUUAUAUCCUGUAAAUGAUAAUAUAGUUUCUGAAAACAAUACCAAUGAUAAGCACAAUUUGAAAGAAAAUUUUGAUAACGUCUGGUUUAUAAAACAAUACAUUCCAAACUCAUGUGGAACCAUAGCCUUGUUACAUUUAUACGGAAAUUUAAGGAAUAAAUUCGAACUAGAUAAGGAUUCUGUUUUGGAUGAUUUCUUUAAUAAAGUUAAUGAGAUGUCUGCCGAAAAAAGAGGACAGGAGUUGAAAAAUAACAAAAGUAUUGAAAAUUUACAUCACGAGUUUUGUGGACAAGUCGAGAAUAGGGACGAUAUUUUAGACGUUGAUACACAUUUUAUUGUUUUUGUGCAAAUUGAAGGAAAGAUCAUUGAAUUGGAUGGAAGAAAGGAUCAUCCUACUGUUCACUGUUUUACCAAUGGAGAUAAUUUUUUAUAUGAUACGGGGAAAAUCAUACAAGAUAAGUUUAUUGAAAAAUGUAAAGAUGAUUUAAGAUUUUCAGCAUUGGCCGUAAUACCAAACGAUAACUUUGAUAUUAUAUGA